GCUCUUACUCUUGCUCUUGCUCUCUUUCGCACUCGAUCUUCGUUUUUUCGUAGAAAAAUAUUUAAAAAAGAAAAAAACUGUAAAUUUUGCUUUGACAGCGCAACUGACAAAAGUGAUGACGCCAACGGUGCGGUGCAAGAAAAUCUUUACUACAAUUUCAUGAAGUGUGAAAGUGUUGUACAAUAUGAAUACAAAACAAAAAAAGGAAAAUUUUAAAAGGAAAAAAAAUUUUAACAAUAUCAUAUAAAUCGAAUAUCGUAUUAGAAAAAAUAAAUAAAUAAAUAAAUAAUUUUUAAUUUCGUUUCCCUUCUCCACGUAGUCAUAAUGGAUUUUUAUUUGAUGUUUUUUAAAUCUGAAAUAAAUAAAAUGACAUUGAAUACGCAUUCAAUCAAUUGCGGAUAUCUGCGGAUCCGCUUGACUAAUUUACAUAAGUUUUAUGAAAUGCUUAUGUUAUUAUUGUUGUUAUUAUUGUGCUUUAAUUUUUUCUUACUGACUUCUGCUGUUGGCGACGAUGACGAAGGUCCCUAUCAGGGUAAAUAUUUGGGAAAAAUAAAUUCGUAUCAUCAUCAAGUUUCGGGUGAUGUUUAUGCCGUGAAUGAAUACACCUUUCUAUUGGUGGGCUUUAAUUAUGACGGCAACGGAGCGGAUACAUUCUUUUGGGCAGGAGCUGCUAACAGACCCGGACCCCAGGGUUUCAUAAUACCAAAUGAAUACGGAAAAACGAAUAUUUUAGAUCGUUAUCAUAAUAAGGAUUUCACGCUGACUUUACCAGAUCGCAAGAAAAUUACCGAAAUCAAAUGGUUGGCUGUCUACGAUUUGAAUAAUCAAAACAACUUCGGUGAUGUUUACAUACCGGAGGAAUUUGAACCACCGCGCGUCCAAAACGGUGGCACUUUCUCGAAACGUAGCCACAAUGUCAGCAGUAGUGCUAUCGAAAUUGUGGACUCGAAAACAAUACGUAUUAAAGAUUUUACUUAUGAUGGUAAAGGUAAAAGAACAUUCUUCUGGACAGGCGUUGGAGCCCAGCCAUCGAGUAGAGGUAGUAAAAUACCAGAUGAAAUGGGAUAUUUAGAUCCUAUACGUAAAUAUGAUAAGGAAACAAUUACUUUGGAGUUACCGGGCGACAAGACUAUAUUCGAUAUCGAUUGGAUUAGCAUUUAUGAUUUGGCGGAUAGUGAAAACUAUGGUCAUGUACUGAUAGCGGAUAAUUUAAAUGUUCCUCCAUCGUUGGUGAAGAUAACACCCUAUGAAUUUUCCUUACCCAACUGCCGUCAAUUGCAUAAAAAUCUGCAAGUCUCUUGGGAAGUGUUUGGACCACAAAUAACACUGCAAUUAUCGGGGCAAGUAGAACAAAGUGAUUACAUGUCGUUUGGCUUAUCCGGAUCGGAAUCAUCUUCACAAAUGAUCGGAGCUGAUGUUGUCGUUGCCUAUAUCGACGAUAUACGAGGCUAUUCAAUUGACUACAAUAUAACUUCAUUGGCUCCAUGUGUUCAAGUCUUAGGGCAAAAUAAGGGAGUAUGUCGCGAUGAUAUGGUAGGAGGGUUAGAUAGUUUCCAGUUAAAUACUUAUAGCCGUAAGGAUGGCAUUAAUACCAUAACUUUUCGAAGGACUUUAAUUUCCUCCGAUCCUGGUGACAAGGAAAUACGUUUAGAUAGAAGCAACUAUGUGGUAUGGGCUUUCGGCCAAUUAGACUCUAAUAACGAGCCAGCUUUUCAUAACUUUUAUCCGAAAAGUGACAUAUUAAUUGAUUUUAAUACUACAGAACCGGUUAACGAUUGCUUUAGUUUCACGAAACACACCGACAAUCCCGUACAGACCUGGGAGCGCGUGCGCAUAUGGGAACCAACUGUGCGCACUUUUAAUGCUUAUUUGGGCCCUUCGGGUGGGCUAAAAGGUUAUCAAGGCAUUACCGGUCAUGUUUCCAGUGGCCUGGCUUGGUACAUUAAUGGCUUUAUGAUACCAGAGUUGUAUUUGAAACGUGGCCUUACCUAUGUCUUUAAGGUUCGUGGCGGUAAUAAUCCGCAUUCACCCGAGCAUUAUCAUCCGUUAGUUAUCACGGAUGAGCCACGCGGAGGCUAUGAUCGCCUCAGUGACGCUAAGCAAAGUGAGAUUCGUGUCCUAGCCGGCGUGGAAUUUACUCGCAGAGGUCGUCCCAAACCUACAGCAGCCGGCCCUCUAUGCCUUUCACGGUAUCCGGCCAACUACGAUCGUCGUUUAGAUGAUAAUUUCCCCAGUUUUAAGAAAUUUAAUCGCUCUUUAAUAACGGCAUGUACAUAUGAUGAGCCUGCUACGCUGGAAAUUACACCGAAUAUAACCUGGCCGGACACAGUUUACUAUAAUAGUUUUACUCAUGCUAAUAUGGGCUGGAAAAUGCACAUUGUUGAUAGUUAUAAUAAUUUAAGAAACUCAGCCUUCAGCCAAUUAAAGCAGAAUAACAAAUUGGGUCUGUUUUUGUUUAUCGGUUAUCUACUACUGCAAGCAACGAGACAAAGCAUAGCGUAGUAAUACUAUUUAUAUACAAU
This is a messenger RNA of Glossina fuscipes, 2522 nucleotides long. It is a transcript of the gene knk, whose product is annotated as protein Skeletor, isoforms B/C. The coding region runs from base 325 to 2502 and encodes 725 amino acids. NCBI's taxonomy places the organism in Eukaryota, Metazoa, Arthropoda, Insecta, Diptera, Glossinidae. The record is from RefSeq and is a predicted model, not a curated record. The transcript has 8 exons.